Molecule: messenger RNA, 415 nt
Organism: Archocentrus centrarchus (flier cichlid)
Lineage: Eukaryota; Metazoa; Chordata; Actinopteri; Cichliformes; Cichlidae
Exons: 4
Coding region: 20-415 (131 amino acids)
Source: RefSeq, a predicted model, not a curated record
CACUCACUGGUCAGAAGAGAUGGCAGAGCUACAGCAAACAUCUGAACCCAUCAACUUUGUGCAUCAAGAUGAAAUCUGGAAGGCACAUGUAAAGGCUGAGAAACAUUCGGCUGAAGUUUGGCCCAACAAAUGGGGCUUCCUGUCUGAAGCCUACAAGGAGUAUCAGUUGGAGAGCAUGAAGCUGAAGAAGGCAGUCAAGGUGGAGCUACCUCAGCACCUGGCUACACGACCUCUGACCCCUCCAGAAAAAUACAUACAUGUUAGCCCCUCCCCUCCUGUUCCUCAGACAACUCAGGCCAUGAUUGGUUGGCGUUCAGGUCACUCACAUCUGCAGCUGGAAAAAUAUGGCACAGUGCAUCAUGGGAGGCGCAGUUUUCUGAAGGAGAUGGGUUGGCCUCUUGGGUCUUGCAUAUAA